Molecule: messenger RNA, 459 nt
Organism: Monoraphidium neglectum
Lineage: Eukaryota; Viridiplantae; Chlorophyta; Chlorophyceae; Sphaeropleales; Selenastraceae
Exons: 1
Source: RefSeq, a predicted model, not a curated record
GUGAUGACGCUGCCUGUGGCGGACUUCAAGCUGCUGCUGGCGGAGCGCAACCUGCCCCUCCUAGGCGGCGGCAAGGGGGCAGACCCCAAGCAGCAGCAGCAGCAGCAGCCAAAGCAGGCCCUCAGCGCCGCCGCCCUCUCGGCGCUCGAGAGCAUUGCCAGCGGCGGCGCGGUCGCGCGCCUCGCGCCCGCCGACGCGGCGGCGCUCGGCCUUGCGGGCGGCGCCGCGGGCGGAGAGGAUGACGACGGCGGCGCCCUCGCGGCGAGCGCGCCGCCGGCGGUGUGCGUCUGGCGGACGCGCGCCAGCCUCAGCGUAUUGGUUACCAAGGCGGAGAGCGACGACAUGCUGGAGAAGAUCGUGGCCGGCGAGGGCAAGCACAAGGCGGCGAAGCCGCAGGUGGCUGCGGCGGCGGGCGGCGGCGAGAGGGCGCAGAACGCGCCUGCGGUCGCGGCGCUUUGA